This is a messenger RNA of Melanotaenia boesemani (Boeseman's rainbowfish), 2234 nucleotides long. RefSeq names its product platelet endothelial cell adhesion molecule. NCBI's taxonomy places the organism in Eukaryota, Metazoa, Chordata, Actinopteri, Atheriniformes, Melanotaeniidae. The coding region runs from base 92 to 1669 and encodes 525 amino acids. The transcript is spliced from 15 exons. The record is from RefSeq and is a predicted model, not a curated record.
UGUGUUGUUCUUCAACUGUCUAAUUCAAACUGUCAAAGUUUCUCACCCCAGUACCAAAGUUGAUCACUGUAUUAAAGACUUUUGCUCUGACAUGUCUUCCCACCUCUUUGUGAUCAUUCUGGGGUUGUGCUUCUGCCCCGAGGAGAGCAGUCAGUUAUCCCUGGAGCAUCCAGUAUUUUCUGGCCCCUCAGAGGCUUUGGCUAAACAAGCUGUAGAUUUUCAAUGUGAAAUUCCAAACCCAAAGAAUCAAUCUAUUCUGCUGCAGAUAUUCAAGAGAGGUGAGCAUAACAACCUGUUGGGUGAAUAUACUCUUCUGAAAGGUGAGGAGGUCGCAGUGAUUCCCAAAGUAAUCAAACCUAAUCAUGAAGGCUACCUGGAGUGUGUUGCCAGAGUACAGAACAACUCGGAAAUAAUUCCCACCGUCAGCAACACAUAUUUCUUGAAGGUCAUUGAGCCUGUAAAAGGUGCAGCAAUUGUCGUCUCAGGUCAAACAGAGCUCUACGAGGAACAUAAACUGGAACUACAGUGUAAGCUUCAAAAAGGAAGUCAUGUGACCUACAAGUGGCUGCUCAAUAAUCAGCCCAUCUUUCCCUCUCCUUACCACGUGUUUGCAGAAAACCGUCUUGUGAUUAGUAGAGUUACUUCUAUGGACAAUGGCUCAUAUGUAUGUAAUGCUACCAACAUCUUCAACAACACAGAGGUCUUCAUCUCCGAGAGCCCUGAAGUUGUAAUCAAAAUCAAAGAUUUGGUGUCGACACCGGACAUCUCAUUCACCGUAUUAAAGGACCAUAACCAAAAUUAUUUUGCUACAGUGACGUGCCAAUCAACAAGAGGAACUCUGCCUAUCAGUUUUUCACUCUACAACAACACGGAACUGGUCAGCAAUUUGACAACUGAAGAGAAACAAGCAUCAUUUAAGGUUCCAGUAGUCAUGAACCACCUUGUACAGCUUCAGUGCCAGGCAAACAAUGGAGACAAAACAGCAUACAGUCACUGGUUGCCCUUGGAAGUUGUGCCGGUUGCUGCACCUGUGCUUAUUACAUAUAAGUAUGACAUGGCAGAAAACUAUGCUGUCAUUGGCCUGAGGCUCUACUGUAAGGCAGCAAAAGGAUCUCAUCCACAGUUCCAGUGGUACCACAACAACAUGCCUCUAAAUGACAGAGGAAGCUACUACUAUGUCUACAACCAGCUGCCAAAAGAAUCCAUACUUCUGUUGUCUGUGGGGAGGAGCAGCGCCGGGAAGUACCACUGUGAGGUGUCAGACAGUUUCGACAACACCACUUCCAUAAACAGCACGAGGCGAUAUUUUGAUGAGGAAGUGCUGAACCGCCUCCCUGACAUUGUGGUAGCAGUUGUUUUUGGAUGCUUCGCAGUUCUGAAUCUUCUGGUGUUCUUUUGCUGCCUGAUGGGAGUGAUGUUCAGGCAGAGGAAGUACAAAGAGAAGUCUCUAUUGGGCCACACAGGAUGGGAAGCCUUAAAGUUGAACCUGGAGAUGGAGAUGGUUGCAGCAGAGAAUGAGCUGGACUUGUCAGGCUACAGUGAGGAUCCUGAUGUGGUUGAAACGGCCAAAGAGGAUGAAUUUGAUCAGACAUCUGAGGUCUCUGUGGAUGAAUGGUCCCAAAUUAAGCAGAAGACGCUAAUGGAUGAACCAGUUUCAGCAACUUUUUAAAUCUUCUUGAGCUUCAAUAAACACUUGUUCUCUGUUCUCUUUCUUGUCCUCUCAUUGUGAACGUUUGUUUGAUCAUUUUUUUAAAACUGUGGUGGAGAGGUUGAAUAAUACAGAUCUACAUAAGCAGACGGGCUGAGAAGCGCAGCUCCGCCCCUUGACGCGCAGCUCCUGUCGUUACGGACUGCUUGAUUCGUCCUUAGUGAGAGACAGCGGUGCGAGAGACGGCUGUACCCUUUAGACUUCGUCUCAUUUUGAACCUAGAAAGCUGUCCCGUUAGCUCGGUUUAAAUCAUACGGAAAGCUUUCGGGGAUCAGCUGAAGGGGAGACAUGGAGGAGACAGGAGGCGCAAGUGCGUACGGGGCUGCGCUCGCAGGAGGAGGCUUUGACUUCUACAAGUUCGCCCGACAACCCCAAACUAUUGUGCGGGUGCUCAGUUGGGGGCAUGGACCUUCCUGUGGUUUGUGUGUUUCUGCCUGUUGGCCAGUCAGUGGAGUCGCACUCAUGUUGACGGGAGUAUCCCUGAGGACGCUGCACGUGCCACCAUUGCCUUCUCGUUCUUCUCCAU